ACUGAGCUGGCAGCGUGCGUGCCACUGCCCGCGAAGGGAAGAAGACGAGCGAGGUGCUGUGUGCUGAUUUCUCCUUCUCUAUCUAUCUCACCAUAUCAAACUCAUCUCACAAUGCCUGUAAAUCAUACAUUUCAAGGAGGGAAAGCCUUUGGAUUAUUAAAAGCUCAACAAAGGGAGAGAUGCGAGGAAAUAAACAAGGAAUACAUGGAAGACCAGAAAUACCGGGAUGAGGAGGACCUCCUGGAAAAACUGGAUUCUUUUAAAAACAAAUAUGCAGAGUUUGACCUGAACGACCAGGGAGAGAUUGAUAUGAUGGGUCUGAAGAGGAUGAUGGAGAAGCUGGGUGUUCCUAAGACCCACCUGGAGAUGAAGAAGAUGAUCUCUGAGGUGACCGAAGGCAUCAGCGACAGCAUCAACUACAGAGACUUCGUCAAGAUGAUGCUGGGCAAGCGCUCGGCCGUUCUCAAACUGGUGAUGAUUUUCGAGGACAAGGCUAACGGGGCCAUCUGUAAGCCUGAUGGUCCUCCACCCAAACGGGACAUAGCCAGCCUGCCAUAGACCCAGGACAUCCUGAGCCUCUAGACUAUAUCACCAUUCUAGGACCCUACCAAGGCCCCUGCCCUCAGCCAGGGACGUGUACAUAGCCUUAUUAACUCCCCACCUCAGGAUGUGCACACGUCCCAGAAGGGGUGGGGGGUUCUUCUCCUCUGUUCAAAACAUGUGGGGAGAUAAAAGAGGAGGAAAAAAAAUAUAUAUAUAUAUAUAUAUAUAUAUAUUUGCUGUGAAGACGAGGCAGAUAAGCUUUUUUAAGACCAGUACAUACAUGUAUAUAUCUUUAUUGAUGAUGAGAAAAUAAGUAUUUUUAAUUAGUGUGAGCACUCAAAACCCCUUGGCGAUAACCGUGUAAUUUGAGUCGUUUUGUGAAUAUGAGCAAUGUGUUGUUUGCUGGGAUCAAACUAACAGAGGUGACAAUUUUGUGAUAUCCUCAGUAUGUACAGUGGGGCAAAAAAGUAUUUAGUCAGCCACCAAUUGUGCAAGUUCUCCCACUUAAAAAGAUGAGAGGCCUGUAAUUUUCAUC
Molecule: messenger RNA, 1078 nt
Organism: Oncorhynchus tshawytscha (Chinook salmon)
Lineage: Eukaryota; Metazoa; Chordata; Actinopteri; Salmoniformes; Salmonidae
Product: allograft inflammatory factor 1-like
Exons: 6
Coding region: 112-558 (148 amino acids)
Biological process (GO): ruffle assembly; actin filament bundle assembly
Cellular component (GO): actin filament; ruffle membrane
Molecular function (GO): actin filament binding; calcium ion binding
Source: RefSeq, a predicted model, not a curated record